Messenger RNA from Closterium sp. Naga37s-1, 615 nucleotides. The record is from the annotation of a GenBank genome assembly. NCBI's taxonomy places the organism in Eukaryota, Viridiplantae, Streptophyta, Zygnematophyceae, Desmidiales, Closteriaceae.
AUGUUCGCCAACCUUCGCCCAUCUUUGGCCAAUUUUCGAGCAUUUUCUCCCACCCCCCGCUUUCUUUCUCUUCGCUCGUUUGUCAAUUUAAUCGACCAGCAACUACGCACGCAGGCCCUUCCCAUUGACAGCUCAGCGCAAUACCUCGUGCUGACGAGUGCUGACGUGGCGCUUGGGGACCGCGAGAAGGGGUUCUGCGGACGGUCGGGGUACUGCGGGUUCCACUCUUUCGCCACGGAUGGCGUUAGCUACAUCAAAUACGCGUUUGUGGGGAACGGGGAGAAGUGCGGCACGCGGUGCAUGCGCACAGGCAGCAGCAAAAAAACGCCGAACGGCAAGCGGGGAGUGGAUGGGAUGAUAAGCAUCGUGGGGCACGAAAUGGUCGAGACGGCCAGCAACCCGCGCAUACAGGGCGGGUGGUACGACGCACUGGGAGCAGAGAGCAGCGACAAGUGCAUGACGGAUUUCGGGCCGUCGGUGACUGUGGGGGGGGCGUCAGUGGUGCUGGGGGGUGGGUACAGUUACAAUAUGGUGGGGCAGGGCGGCAUGCAGUGGCUGGUAGAGAGUAACUGGCGACCUGUGGAGCCACAGGGGUGCGCCAUGACGCGGUACUGA